Clavispora lusitaniae ATCC 42720 is the source of this 1953-nucleotide messenger RNA. RefSeq names its product Hsp70 family ATPase. The record is from RefSeq and is a predicted model, not a curated record. Gene Ontology annotation, molecular function: ATP binding; ATP-dependent protein folding chaperone. Gene Ontology annotation, cellular component: cytoplasm; mitochondrion. NCBI's taxonomy places the organism in Eukaryota, Fungi, Ascomycota, Pichiomycetes, Serinales, Metschnikowiaceae.
AUGCUUCAAAGAUCCCUAUAUUUAUCGGCAAUUAAGGAUACUGUCUUCAAAAGGCAACUACCACCAUCUAUGCGGAGAUUCAAACAUAGCGUUAUUGGCAUUGAUCUUGGUACCACCAAUUCCGCAGUUGCGGUAGUCGAAGGCAAGGAUGCAAGGAUUCUCGAAAAUGAAGAAGGCGGGAGAACAACCCCUUCUGUCGUGGCAUUCACAAGAGACUCACAAACCUUGGUAGGGCUUCCUGCAAAGAGACAAGCUCUUAUUAAUCCACGGAACACCUUCUUUGCCACAAAGAGGUUAAUCGGUCGAAAGUUCGAAGACGAAGAGGUGCAAAAAGAUAUCAACAAUGUGCCCUAUUCAAUUGUUCGGCAUGAAAGUGGAGAUGCAUAUGUCCAAACAUCAGACGGUGUUCGGUAUUCACCCUCUCAGGUGGGAAGUUUCAUAUUGAAUAAGAUGAAGCAAGUUGCUGACACUCAUCUUCCUUCCGAAGCCAAACAUGCGGUAGUCACCGUUCCAGCGUACUUCAAUGAUUCACAGCGACAAGCCACCAAGAAUGCUGGGAAACUAGCUGGCCUAGAUGUGUUGCGUGUCAUCAAUGAACCGACAGCAGCAGCAUUGGCCUAUGGCAUUAACGAGAAACAGAAUGAUGGUGUGGUGGCUGUCUUCGAUUUUGGUGGUGGGACCUUUGAUGUAUCCAUUUUGGAUAUCGAGGACCGUGUUUUCGAAGUCAGAGCGACGAAUGGGAACACACAUUUAGGUGGCGAAGAUUUUGACAUAUUGCUCUUGGAUUAUAUCCUCGAUGACUUCAAACGUAAAACAGGAAUUGACCUUUCCGAAAAUAGGAUGGCGGUUCAGCGGGUGCGUGAAGCAGCUGAGAAAUGCAAGAUUGAACUCUCCCAUGUCAAGGAGUCGGAAAUUAACAUUCCUUUUAUUUAUGAAGACAAGCAUAUUCAAAUGCGGUUGACAGAAGAUGAAUUAGACAAUAUGUCUCUACAUUUGAUUAACAAGACGAUUGAUCCAGUGAAGAGAUGUAUUCGUGAUGCCGAAUUGACUGUUAAAGACAUCGAUGAAGUUAUACUUGUUGGAGGAAUGACCAGAAUGCCGAAGAUCCGUAAAGUUGUUGAGGACCUUUUUAAGAAGACUCCAAACACCAGUGUGAACCCAGAUGAGGCUGUUGCGUUGGGUGCAGCCAUCCAAGGAGCAGUUUUAUCUGGUCAAAUAAAGGACGUUGUUCUCUUGGACGUGACUCCGUUGACUUUGGGAAUUGAAACGUACGGGGGAAUUUUCAGUCCGCUUAUCCCUAGAAACACCGCAGUUCCUGUGAGGAAGGAACAGGUCUUCUCCACUGCUGUAGAUGGUCAAACCGGCGUUGAAAUUCGGGUGUUUCAAGGUGAGCGUCCUAUGGUGAAGGACAACAAACUCAUUGGCAAUUUUAAGUUGGCAAAUAUCCCAUAUGGACCGAAAGGAACUCCACAAAUUGCUGUGUCGUUUGAUAUUGAUGCUGAUGGUAUCAUAAAUGUUUCUGCUACUGAUAAGACACCAUAUGAUAAGGACUCUCCGCACUAUAACAAACCGAACUCGGUUUCAAUUCAAGUAUCUGGACAAACUGGUUUGUCGGAACUGGAGGUCCAGGACAUUUUAAAGCAGAGUGCAGCAAAUGCCAAGAAGGAUGCAGAGUAUAAGAAGCAUGUUGAAAACGCCACCAGAGUGGACAUUCUUUGUACUGAUGCUGAGAAUGCCUUGGCUCAAUUUGGAGAGUUGAUGGAAGAAGAAGAAAAGAAGCAGAUUAAGGACGUCUUGUCAGACUUGCGGAGCAAAGUCAUCGAUGUGAGAGAGAGAGAAAUCUUACACGAUGUUGGCCUGAUGACUGAGCAAGUCAAUCACUUACAAAGUAUCUGUAUGGCCGCUAUCCAAAAGGUUGCUUUGAAACAGAAACAAUUGCAAGACACGAAGUAA